AGCCAACUAUGCCAUCCUUCAAUUUUCCACCAGUUCCAGAGGAUGACUGGAUCACACGUGCAAGACUGAUUGGCCAACAGAAUGGAUACUUAAGCUCCUCGGCGACUGGUGCUCCUGGUACCUCUUUUCCGGUAACAGAUGGAGUUAGUCAGGCGACCUCUUCACUUAACCAAGCUAAGGAUGACAGCUUCAGUGAGUUACUUGAAAAAUUGCUCGGAGAGGAAGAAGCACAUGGGGCAGACCAGGACAUCAUACCAGCUAACAACGCACAACUGCCGAAUUCCAACAAUCAAUUCCACGGUUAUGAGCAUGGUGAUGGCAACUAGUGAUUAACUUGAGACCACUGCUACAGGCUUUCCUCUGCAAGAGUACA
Messenger RNA from Lolium rigidum, 373 nucleotides. RefSeq lists its product as uncharacterized. Lineage: Eukaryota; Viridiplantae; Streptophyta; Magnoliopsida; Poales; Poaceae. The record is from RefSeq and is a predicted model, not a curated record. Bases 9 to 326 code for a protein of 105 amino acids. The transcript has 5 exons.